AUGCAGUUCAUAGCGACGUCGCUCCUGGCCCUGGCCGGCGCUGUCACGGCCGAAGUGGUGCUCGGCGACGGAGCUGAUCCCCGAUCCUUCCUGACUGUCAACACGACCAACGGCCUAGUGACGGGUCAUGCCGCGAGCAACUCUCAGAGCGUCAUUGAGUACCUGGGCAUCCCCUAUGCCAAACCUCCCGUCGGAGAACUACGAUUUGCGAUUCCGGUGCGCUUCAGAGACAAUAAGCCGUAUGAAGCUGCCUAUUUUGGCCAUGACUGCCCGCUGACGUCCUCGCCACCCGUCGAUUAUCCUGGCUUCACGCCGCAAGCCCCGCGAAUUCUGUCGUACUUUGCCUCUGGCGCGAGCGCCAACAAGAGCGAAGAUUGCCUAACCCUCAACAUUUGGGCCAAGACAACACCUGCAUCCUUGAAGCGUCGAAAGCCAGUCAUCGUGUUUUUCUAUGGUGGUCGAUUUGCCAUUGGAAAUACAAACAGCCCAUUCUACAAUGCUAAGUACUUUGCGGACGCGCAAGACGCCAUAUUCAUCACAGUAAACUAUCGUGUCAACAUCUUUGGCUUUCCAGGAUUUCCCGGAAAACCGCAGAAUGCCGGAUUGCGCGAUCAACGUGCGGCGGUUGAAUGGCUUCAUGAGAAUAUUUAUGCUUUUGGCGGAGACGCCAACAAGAUGACCAUUUCCGGCCAGUCAUCCGGUGGUGUUUCAGUUGACUACUGGACGUAUGCGUACCAAGACCGGCCCCUUGUCAACGGCGUGAUUGCUACCUCUGGCAAUGCGUUUAGUUUUCCAGUACAACCCAAGGGUGUUCCGUUGGAGAGCUUCAAGCAAGUGGCCAAGCAGCUGGGAUGUUGCAGUACGAGGAAUGUGUACGAGUGUGUGAAGAAGGCCGACUGGCAAAAGGUCGAAGCUGCUGCUGCUGCGGUCAAGCCUGGUAAGAGCAGCAGCCCCCUACGUUCUGUGCCGCCUUUUUAUCCCAUCCCGGACGAAGAGAUUGUAUUUUCAGACUACGUCCAUCGCACCAACGCGGGCCAGUUCGCGAGGAUCCCUCUCUUCUCAGGGAACAACCACAACGAGGCCGGCUACUACAAGAUCCCGGCAUAUAGCAACGGCGUCGUGCCCACGCAAGCACAAGUCGACUCGUUUCACCUUGAAUCUUUUACGUGUCCGAUUGCGCACCAGGCAAACGCGCGCAAGAAGCACGGCGUGCCAGCGUGGGUUUGGCGCUACCUUGGCGACUGGGACAACACAAGGCUGUAUCCGACGAGCGGCGCAUAUCACGGCUCUGACCUGCACAUGGUGUACGGCGCCUCGGGCGAUGUCAGCGGCAUUCAGCCGGCAGUGGACCAACAGAAGCUGACAGAGGUCAUGCAGCGGGCCUGGUAUGCGUUCAGCAACGAUCCCUGGCAUGGGUUAACCGAUGCGAUGGGCUGGCCGCAAUACGACGAGCAAAAUGCGAGCCUCGUUGUGUACGGAAAGGAUAACAGUCCCGAGUUGACCCUUGUCAAGCCAUCCGAGUUUAAUGCACCGUGCUCUACCAUUACCUUGGGUGCACUGAGCUUGCAAACUUCUGCAGGCGGGUACAUAGUGUAA
Molecule: messenger RNA, 1596 nt
Organism: Cordyceps militaris CM01
Lineage: Eukaryota; Fungi; Ascomycota; Sordariomycetes; Hypocreales; Cordycipitaceae
Product: carboxylesterase, putative
Exons: 2
Coding region: 1-1596 (531 amino acids)
Source: RefSeq, a predicted model, not a curated record